AACUACUCAGACAUAAUUUCUCUCUCAUCCUCAUCUAUCUUUCUAACUGGUUUUUAUUUUUACGCACUACUAUUCUCCUUCCAUUUCCUAUUUCCCAUCGGAAAACCCUAGUUUCAACUUGUAGCAUCCUCCAUUCCAAGUAUGUUGAUGGAUAGAGAUCAGGAGGUAUUUCAUCACCUUAUUCGAUUCUCGUUAAUUACUUGAAACUAUCGCUUAAGUAUUUCGACUGUUUCAUCCGCACCAAGGAUUGUUUUGCUCACAUGCUGUUAGCUCAAUUGGAUUUCAAAUAAAUCAAGCCCUUCCUUUUCCUGACUGCCUUGAAUUGCUUUGUUUCAUCGGUUACUUUGAUCUUUGCAAGGUCCAUAUACCAAAACGCAUGUUGUCUUCACGUUGCUCUUUAUUGUCACUGUUGAUCGCAGGACUUUUGUUUUAGAUUGUUGAUAGUGUAAUGCAGAGAUAAUGGAAGCUAAUGGUUGUGAUGAUAAUAACUUGGAUACCGAUGUGCUUCUGCCGCCAAGGAAGAGACUUCUAGCCGGAUUGAAGAAACAGAACUGUGAUAUCAAUCUACACUCCCCAUCCUCAUCAUAUGACAUGGGCAAUAAUGUUACUGGUAUUGAAUUUGUCACCCGUCUAAAUAAAUUGUUGAGAUCUCAUUUGAGUAACAACAGUCUCUCAAAUGAAGAGAUCAUUGAGGCCUCAAGAGUUGAUGCCGCUGAAGCAGCUAAGGCUGCAAGAAAUGCCAAAGCUUUUGCUGAAGAGAAAGCUGCAAAGGCAGCAAAAGCAAUAAUGGCCGCUAAGGCUGCUUUAGAAUUAGUCUCCAAUAGUGAUGAAGAAGCCGCUAGUAGAAAUAGUCAGUCAAAGAAGAACAAGAUGAAGAAGCAUGUUGCAGUUCAUACAUUGUACAAUAAGAAUAAAGCGGCUGGAAGUUGUAUGUCGGAUGAAGAACUGGCUAAGAAGUUGCAUAGGGCCAUAAACAGUUCCUCCAGAACUCGCAAGCAACACAAGAGGCUCAAAACUUUGCCACUCUGUGAAACAUCUAAGGUUUCUUCUACUUCUAUUGAAAGAAUAAUUCAAGCUGAUAGAUCAAAGAUGGAAAAUGGAGAAGGGUUACAAGUUAGUAAGUCGAACUUCAUUGUGGUGGAAAGUGGGAAAGAAGUGGCAAAUGACUUAAAGAAAGUAGAUGAAGAAUAUGUGCACAAUUUUGGUAGUGUUGGGAAAAAGAAAGGAAGGUUUAAACAGAAAAAGUUACCCCUUAGCAUUUGUAAUUUUAGAGAUCAAGCAAGCCCCCAAGAAAAAGUGAAAUCUAAAACUUCAUGUCCAAUUAGAGAGAAUGUGAUCAUGGCCACUUCUACAGCGACUAACAAUAAAUCCUUAUUUCCUGUUGAGAGAACGCCGACGUGGAAAUGCCAAGCAUUCAAGGAACCUACUACUUGCCUCAACCAAAAUAAUCCCAUGCACUCAUAGUAUUUAGGUUUCUAUUUCAAGAGGACCGCCUACCAAGGUGUAGUUUGAUGUCAGAGGUAAGCUCAUUUACUAAUGCAUCUUUUUUGGUGCUUGCUUACUUGGAAGUUGUACAUUUUAAGUUCGUCCGCCUCUUUACCUGGUACAGAGAAAAGCAAAAAUACUAGUUGAAUAAAUAAUCAAAUGAGCUUUUGUUGUAAUAAAUGUUUGGCAGGGCUCUAAUUAGCGUGUGUGGAUUGCUAUUGUUGGGAACUUCUUGUCUUUGCCCGAGGACGUUCCAAGUCAUGGUCAGCAGUUUCUGAAGUGUAAUUUUGGUCACCAUCUACACCAGCAGUAGUUUUUAUAAUGUAUAAGAGACAAUUGGCAUUAGUUUUUAUAAUGUAUAAGAGACAAUUGGCAUUUGUGGCUGUUUAUAUAUUUGAUAUAGCUCUGUAAAGAAUCAUUAUAUCAUUUUUUCUGACCACCUUGUUUAGUUAUGUUAUACUGAUGAUAUUUUCGUGAAACACUUGAGAACUUGAGGCUACUUGCUCCUAUGGAUUCGGAUUUUUUUUUCACAUUUUGUAUUUCAUUUCCUUGUUUGUGUGUCUAAUAUCUC
Cuscuta epithymum is the source of this 2056-nucleotide messenger RNA. The record is from the annotation of a GenBank genome assembly. Lineage: Eukaryota; Viridiplantae; Streptophyta; Magnoliopsida; Solanales; Convolvulaceae.